AUGGUCGAGCCAAUCCUCGGGGCUGUCAGGCCUCUCCAAAUCGUCAAUCCUUUUGUGCGUCCUGGAGGAGCUGGCGCAGGAGCAGCAGCUGAAGGGGGAAAUCAAAAGGCGGCUGUGAAGAAGCCCUUCUUUGGCUUGGUCGUGCUGUGA
This is a messenger RNA of Plenodomus lingam JN3, 150 nucleotides long. Lineage: Eukaryota; Fungi; Ascomycota; Dothideomycetes; Pleosporales; Leptosphaeriaceae. The record is from RefSeq and is a predicted model, not a curated record.